AUGUGGACCUACAGAAGUGGACCUACAGAAGUGGACCUACAGAAGUGGACCUACAGAAGUGGACCUACAGAAGUGGACCUACAGAAGUGGACCUACAGAAGUGGACCUACAGAAGUGGACCUACAGAAGUGGACCUACAGAAGUGGACCUAAUGAAGUGGACCUACAGAAGUGGACCUACAGAUGUGGACCUACAGAAGUGGACCUACAGAAGUGGACCUACAGAAGUGGACCUACAGAAGUGGACCUAAUGAAGUGGACCUACAGAAGUGGACCUACAGAAGUGGACCUACAGAAGUGGACCUACAGAAGUGGACCUAAUGAAGUGGACCUACAGAAGUGGACCUACAGAAGUGGACCUACAGAAGUGGACCUACAGAAGUGGACCUAA
Messenger RNA from Knipowitschia caucasica, 390 nucleotides. NCBI's taxonomy places the organism in Eukaryota, Metazoa, Chordata, Actinopteri, Gobiiformes, Gobiidae. The record is from the annotation of a GenBank genome assembly.